Exaiptasia diaphana is the source of this 1690-nucleotide messenger RNA. Its product is annotated as arginine and glutamate-rich protein 1. Gene Ontology annotation, cellular component: mitochondrion; nucleoplasm. Gene Ontology annotation, molecular function: cadherin binding. The record is from RefSeq and is a predicted model, not a curated record. Lineage: Eukaryota; Metazoa; Cnidaria; Anthozoa; Actiniaria; Aiptasiidae.
UAUUUUUACUGAUUUGAGAGCGUGUGUAGGUUAUAUUUUGAAUUUGAUUUUAUUUAUAGCUUCAAAAUGCCUCGAAGUCGAUCAAAAUCAAAGUCUCGGUCAAGAUCUAAGAGUCGUAGUACUUCACCUCGCCGAAAACGAAAAGAAAGAACGUACAGAAAACGUGGAUCCAGGAGCCACAGCAGAUCUCGGUCAAAACACCGAACAAGAAGUCGUUCUCCGGCUUACAGAAGGGARAGAUCCCCAAGAAGGCGAAGAUCUCGUUAUUCUAGAAGUAGAAGUCGUUCUCCAAGUGUAGAUAGAUUUGGCCGUACAAUACCUAAAAGGAAAGAUGAUGAGACAAAAAAGAAAGAAGAAGAAGAAAGAUUGGCUGAAAUGGAACGACAAAGGAAAAUUCGAGCAGCAGAGAGAGAGCAAAAGCUAAUUGAAGAAGAAACACAAAAAAGAGUUGAAGAAAUGGUAGCAAAGAGAGUUGAAGGGGAACUUGCAAAACACAAAGAUGAAAUUGACACAGAAGUCAUGCGACGUGUUGAAGAAGCUAAAAAAGUAAUGGAAAAACAAAUGUUAGAAGAAUUUGAAAGGAGAAAAGUUGAACAAAUGGAGGCACUUCGCAAGAAAGAGGAGGAAGAAAGGCAAYAGCGAGAAAGGCUUCUUAAGCUUGUAGCAGAAAAACAAAAGGCUUUAGACGAUGCUGAGCAACAACUGGCUGAGGAGCGUUUAGCUAUGGUUAGAGAAAGAGGGCUCCURAAUGAACAGAAAUCCAGACUUGAAAAAGAAAUCCGUAAGCAAGAACUAGCAUCUCAAGAGCUUAUUCUUAACAAAACCAAAAGUGCUCGUCCAAAGCUGUCGUUUGGUGUCAAGACAAAGACUGGGUUUUAAAUGAUUGCCUUCAUAUGUAACACAAGUUUUUCCCAUUUUAUGUGUGUCCGUUUUACAUAGUUGUAUCAGUUGUGUUGUUGUAUGGUAAAUGUGUCUUCAUCUUCUAAUGUUUUGUGGCUMUGUYCAUACAUUCCAGUCUAAGUCUUAAAACCAGAGAAAAAUUGCCUUCUUUUUUGCAUUCUGGAAAUGGUUUUGGAUGAAAAAAUCUUAAAUAUAGGACCCUGCUAAUAGGGUGCUCUAUGAGGUCACUAUAAGUAUGACAGUCUGCUGUGUACGAAACCGUUUUUGAAAUUUUAAUUAACUCAAAUUUACCUUUAUUUUCAUUAGUUAUUAUUAACUCCAAGAAAUUUGUUUGUGAAUAACUUAAUAUUUUAAAUUUAGCAUGAGACCCAUAGAGAUUAUAUUUAUGAAACAUUGUAAAAAACUCUUUCAUAUCUUGUCUUUACAAUUUUUCAAGAGGUAAGUAUUUAUAAUAUAUUUUGUUCUGACAAAUUUUUUUCCAAAAAAAAAUUGAAGAUAACACUUUCUUCCUUGUGGCUUGCACAUUUUUACAAACUGAUUACAAAGUGAUAUUAAAAAGUAAAAGAUUUUGUGCYGAAACUGAUUUUUUAUGGCUAAACUGAAAGAAAGAAACAUUCUUGUAAAAGUACAUGUAAAAAUGUAAAGUUGAAGGUCAAACCAAAUGUCAUCAGUAAUGUGAUUACGGACAUGAAAAGGAUUUCUUUAACCAUUUAUCUCAUUUUCUAAUAAUUUGCCUUGUAUGAAAACCAUUUAGUUUGUAUAUAAAAAUAAACAUACUCUGCAAAAUUUC